Messenger RNA from Seminavis robusta, 3976 nucleotides. NCBI's taxonomy places the organism in Eukaryota, Bacillariophyta, Bacillariophyceae, Naviculales, Naviculaceae. The record is from the annotation of a GenBank genome assembly.
UAUUUCAUUCAUUAUUUCCUUAUCCAGAAGGCCCAAAGCAGCGAUACCCACCCUUGUGCUGCGGAGUAGGCGGAUAAUAGACAAGGAGUGACAUUGCCAUACGGCCUGGCCUCACUAAAUUACGAUGCCAUCGGAGAAGAGGAACGAGGAGGGCGAGAAGAGCAAGGAGGAGGACGGCAAAGAGACCAAUAGCUCCACCGGCCCACCGCUUGCUUUGAUUGCCGCCGAGGAAAACCUGGUGAGAGAUUCCAUCGAAAAAAUCCAAAAUGGUGCCUUGACGUACGUCUCAGCAGGAGGGACAGCCACGCCGUCGGAGAAAACCAAGAGAGAUGAAAGGGAGACUGGAUCCCUACUCCCUGUUUUGACUGCCGCUGAGGAAGGCCUCAUGAGGGAUUCCAUCCAAAAAUCCAAACAUGGCACCAUGGCGUUUCUGCCUUUGGCUAGGAGCAACGCCGCGCCUCCUCGUGCCUUGGUUGAUGCUGAAGAGAACCUUUUCAUCUCUGCCACUGGCGCGCAGCUCAGUGCUAGACCGCAGCCGCCAGCCCCAGGAGUGACUUCCACCAACCGACACUCAGAAAUCCGAACAGAGCUGGGAACGCCGAUGCCAAUGCCUUCAAUGGUACGUACUGCUGCUAGAGCGCCACCAGCACGGCCAGGUGCCUACCCCGUGCAAUCGACAAUGGCGCCAUUGGCAAUGAACCAAGGCGAUGCUGCCCGUGCCCCUUGGGAUAUCAGCGGCACAAUCUCUUCACGAGACUUGGACGCCUCGACAGAAUUGUUUGAUCGUGUUGGGACACGAGACAGCAACCAAGAUGGUUUAGCCGUAGCCAAUUUGGUUGAUGAGAGCAUGGACUUCAUAAGUGAACUGCCCCGAGCUGUCGAAGAUAAUUCACACGUUUUUGAUUCUGACAGGAGGAAUGCCGCAGCCAACCGUGAUGAAGAAACCAAGCAGUACAAGACCAAUGUCCUUAUGGGAGGCAUCCUAUUGCUUGCCAUUGCCAUGAUCUUGCUUGCAAUUCUGGUUCCCGUCGAUGAAGAAAUCCAAGAGACUCAGGCACCGACUGGUAGCCCAACACAAGGUCCAACGCAAGCCCCAACAACAUUGGUGAUGUACUAUGAAUCAUUGUUGCCAGAGGAGACUGUGCAAACCAUUGAAGAAGACCCACAGUCAUCCCAAGCCCAAGCCUUUGACUGGCUCUUGGAAGACCCAGCUCUUGAAUCCUUGUCGGAAGAAAGAAUCAAACAACGCUUUGUCUUGGCCACGCUGUACUUUGCCACAAGUGGGGACAACUGGAAAGCCAAUGACAACUGGCUCAACCAUAGUGUUCACGAGUGUGAAUGGUACAACAAGCCAGACUUUGCAUUGACUAAGGCAUUGUCAAACAUCUAUCCAAGUCGUCUCAAAGACUUCUUCCCCCCCACUGAUCCAUCGCCAUCAGUCUGUGACAGGGACUAUCAUUAUCAACAUUUGUGGUUGGACCAGAAUUCGCUAGACGGCACCCUGCCACCUGAACUCUAUACAUUGACUUCGUUGAAGACACUGUCUGUUGGCUUCAACAACCUGCUUGGAACAAUUCCAACACAUAUUGCACAGCUCAGCUUGCUAGAGGGGGCAAAUUUUGAGAAUCUGCGGAGGUUUUCUGGAACCGUUCCCUCUGAAUUUGGACUCAUGACCAAAUUGAGAUAUCUUUCAGUGAUGAACAACCAACAGGAGGGUGUACUGCCUUCUGAAAUAUGGCAGCUUUCGAAUUUGGUCACAAUGAAUUUGUUUCGCAACCCACUGCUGAAGGGGAGUAUUCCAACAGAGAUUGGAAUGAUUUCCAAUUUGAGAUUUUUUGCCGCUGCUGUCACUUCGUUUACAGGCACCCUCCCCUCAGAGAUAUUCACACUUCCUCUUGAAAACCUAGCUCUUUUUGGAAAUAAAUUACGUGGGACUCUGCCUACCGAAAUAGGCCAGCUUACAACCCUCCGGGUUAGUGGUUUUGCGGAUACUUCACUUGAAGGAUCAAUCCCAUCAGAGUUUGGAAGACUUUCCAGGCUCAUUGGGGUAACUUUUAGAGCGGCCAAAUUUUCGGGCACCAUUCCGACCGAGAUGGGCCUUCUGGAAGCAAUGGAAGUGAACAUAGGCUUUCGUGAGAAUCAAUUUACCGGAACCAUCCCUUCAGAGCUUGGGCUUCUGUCUGGUACCUUGAAGCUUGAAUUUGCCAACAACAGGCUCACAGGCCAGAUUCCCAGUGAAUUUGGGAAUCUCGAGACCGUGGGUGACUUGACUUUUGCCAACAACUCCCUCUCUGGAACUGUUCCUCAAGAGCUGUCCCGUCUUCAGCACCACCUUCACACUUUGACCCUUGAAGGCAAUCCACUUCUGACAGGUACCAUCCCGCAUGGAGUUUGCAACAUGAAUGGCACCUGCAUUGGACAUGUUAUUGGUCAAUGCGACAGUGUUUACCAAGGUCCUUUUGGACUAUUUUUUGAUUGCACCGAAACGCUCUGUGGAUGUGAUUGUCCUUGUUUGGAUGGCUAAUUGCAUCCUCACAGGCUAACUCCCUCUGCAGGGAUGAGCACAAUUGGAGGACCCGCAGGCAUCCCGUGCAAAAGAAACUACGUGUACUGGCUGGCUAGAUGCACCAAUCAAUUUCGACCAAUCGCCAUUCCACUGCAUACCUUUACAUAUUAUUGAUUAAAAUUCAGACUACUUAGCUGUACCUGAAAGUCUGAGCUUUGACAGCAUGUUUUCCUCCUCUUUCCGGGCGCACUGUCAAUGGUCAACUCAAAUGAAAUGGAAUUCUUAAAAUUUCUUCCCGCCUGGUGGCCUCACCGGAAGGCGCCGAAGUGAAUAAAUCGUGUAAAGAUGUGAUCGUUUUAAUUUUUAAGAAGGUUGGCACAUGUUCACAAACCGACUCUUUCAGUUUGGUUGCCGUUAUGUUGUCAAUGAAGGCUAGCUCGCUAGCUAGCAAGAUCCUGUUUGUAGCACACGGUGUUUGUCCAAUACAACGGCAAAUUGGUUGCGGUACUUUUUGCCACGUUGUACCUUUCUUAGCUGCGUCCAUUGUUCGUCAAACGAUGAAGGGUCCCUUGGCUCUGCAGUGGUAUCAGGGCGCUUGCACAGAAAGAAUGCGACUUUGGGGCUUUCCUUUGUCUCUUUCACCACAAGGCCCACCCCCGAUUCCCCCAAUAAGCUCAAAAAUUGUUCUCGUGUCACGUAGGGUGACUGACUCAAGCAGAGCCUGGGAAUGGUCAAGAAUAGUAUGCCACCAGGCCGUAACAAAUGAUGAAUUCUGGUGAGCAUUUCUCCACGGUCCUCGGGAGUAGUCACACAAUUCAAGACCAUGGAACAGACAAUCACGUCGCAGGAUUUUCCUGUGUGUGUGUUCAAGGGUAGCUUCAAAAAGUCGGCUUCUUCAAUCCGGCCGGGAUGCAUGGAGUGUAGAUCAAUGGCCCGUACAUUCAAUCGAUACUUCUUUGUUGUCUUGUCAUCCAUGGUUCGUUCUGCAGCGUCAAGCAAUUCCGUAUUGAUGGCCCCAAUUUCGAGCAACUUCGUGUCUCUUCGACGUUUUCGCUUUUUCUUGGUCUGUGGAUUAUCGUCACCCUCGUCCAUUCGAAUGCCGUACAGCCAUCCAUUCCUCUGAAGAUAUCCCAGCACCCAUUUACUGGUGGAGUGAAAGGUUGUGCUCAGCUGGCUGGCUUUUUGAUAUUCUUCUCGGCCUCCAAUGUCCUCCAGCUUUUCGUCCCAUUCUUUCGUGGGAUCUCCCUUUUGAAGCGCCAAAUCGCGUUCUCGAGUGUACUUGUGGAACAGAGUGGUGACUUGACGAGCCCUCUUUCUUGACUUCAUCGUGGAGGCAUGAGGAGGUGGCGCCAAUGGCACGGUCUUCCUCUUGUUCUUGGGCGCCAUGGUCGACUGUGAGUAAACAGAAAACAACCACAAGCUAGGAACGAAUGAGCUCGAAGGAUGAGUGGCGGCAGUUGAACCGAAGAA